Messenger RNA from Cladophialophora bantiana CBS 173.52, 2892 nucleotides. RefSeq lists its product as uncharacterized. Gene Ontology annotation, cellular component: centrosome; kinetochore; microtubule plus-end. The transcript is spliced from 2 exons. Gene Ontology annotation, molecular function: microtubule plus-end binding; microtubule plus end polymerase activity. Lineage: Eukaryota; Fungi; Ascomycota; Eurotiomycetes; Chaetothyriales; Herpotrichiellaceae. The record is from RefSeq and is a predicted model, not a curated record. The coding region runs from base 1 to 2892 and encodes 963 amino acids. Gene Ontology annotation, biological process: mitotic spindle organization; establishment or maintenance of microtubule cytoskeleton polarity; microtubule polymerization.
AUGGCUGACCAAGAGGAGGACUUCUCGCAACUCCCGUUGGUCGAUAGAUUUGUGCACAAGAAUUGGAAAGCCCGCAAGGGAGGAUAUGAGGCCGCCGCCAAAGUGUUUGAACUGACUCCCGACGAGUCGGACCCCGCCUUUCGUCCAUUCUUACAAGACCCAAGUCUCUGGAAGUCGGCUGCUAGUGAUUCCAAUGUUGCUGCUCAACAGGAAGGACUAGCUGCACUGUGCGCUUUUUUGAAAUAUGGUGGUCAGCAGGCUGCCGUCAAGUCACGGAACUACACUCUGCAGCCCCUCUACGAGAAGGGACUCUCUUCAACGAGACCUCAAGCCAAAGCUAGUGCUCUCGAGGCUAUACUGCUCUACAUUGAGCUUGACAAGUCCGACCCGGUCAUCGAAGAACUAUUGCCAGCACUCUCCCACAAGCAGCCUAAGAUCAUCGCCGCAACUCUCAAUGCACUCACUUCCAUUUUCCACAAUUAUGGUGUGAAGAUUGUUGAACCCAAACCAGUCCUAAAGGUCUUGCCCAAGGUUUUUGGUCAUGCCGACAAGAAUGUCAGGGCCGAAGCGCAGAAUCUCACUGUUGAACUGUAUCGGUGGCUCAAAGAAGCAAUCAAGGUCAUAUUCUGGAAUGAAUUGAAACCGGUACAGCAACAAGACCUGGAGAAGCUAUUCGAGAAAGUCAAAGAAGAGCCCUCGCCUAAGCAGGAACGCCUGACGAGGUCACAGCAAGCCGCUCUGGCAACAGCAGCUCCGGCAGCUACCGGUGCGGAAUAUGAUGCUGAGGACGUGGCUGAAGAGGGAGAAGAGGAGACCGAAAUGAAUGCCUUUGACUUUGCAGAGCCGGUCGACGUCUAUUCGAAAAUCCCUUCAGACUUCCACGAAAUGGUUGGCUCAACGAAGUGGAAGGAACGCAAAGAUGCGCUUGAUGCACUCUUCAAUAUCCUGAACACUCCAAAAAUCAAAGAGGCACCAUUCGAUGAUAUGGUCCGUGUGUUCGCAAAGUGUAUGAAGGACGCCAAUAUUGCUGUGGUAACGGUAGCCGCCAAUUGCGUCGAGAAGUUGGCGCAGGGCCUUAGGAAGUCCUUUGCGAGAUACCGAUCCACAAUCAUGUCACCAAUGAUGGAAAGGUUCAAAGAAAAGAAGCAGUCCGUGGCAGAUGCUCUGGGAGCGGCCCUGGACGCUGUCUUUGCUGCCACAUCUCUUAGUGAAUGCCUUGAGGACACUCUGGGCUUCUUACCCAACAAGAACCCCAAUGUCAAAGCCGAAACCAUCAAAUUUUUGGUGAGAUGCCUGCGGACUACGCGAGCGGUGCCUUCCAAGGAGGAGCAAAAAAAGAUCGCCGACGCAGCCACGAAACUCUUGACUGAAUCGACAGAAAAUAUCCGAUCCGGCGGUGCUGAAAUCCUGGGGACACUCAUGAAAAUCAUUGGCGAGCGCGCAAUGAAUCCUUAUCUGGAUGGACUGGACGACAUUCGAAAGUCCAAGAUUAAGGAGUACUUUGAUGCUGCCGAAGUCAAAGCGAAAGAUAAGCCAAAGCCUGCUCCAGCCCCCGCCAAAGCCACCUCUGCCGUUGGAAAGAAAGUUGUGGGAGGUCCCAAGAAACCUGCAUUUGCCGCGAAAAAGCCAGCGCCAGCCGCCGCGCCUGAACCGGUGGAAGAUGUCGCACUUCUUCAACCCAAACCUACGGCGAAAGCUCUCCCCAAACCAGGCGGACUGGCUCGACCGGGACUAGCACAGCCCGCUGGGCUGAAACUCGGCGGACUUAAAAAACCUGCACCAGCUGGCCUCUCAGUUGGUGUCGGAAGUCCACAGCGAAGAGUCAUCUCACCACCAGCGAGUACAGACGGUGACGAAGACGCCGCAGCGGCGGCGGCGGCGGCGGCAGUACCAUCGCCCUCAAAGUUUGGCAUGGGUCGAGGUGGACUCGCGGGCCGACCCUUGUCCAGACCGACUGCCGCCCCACUGUCGCCUCCAUCGACAGCGCCAUCCUCAAACGCUCUUUCAGUAGUAGAGCGGGCAGAGCUGGAAGAAUUGCGUGCCGAAAAAGAAAGACUCACAGCUUUAACCGACAGUCUUCGAAGCAGCAAUGCCAAACUCACCGCGGAGAUAUCAGAACUUCAGAACCAGAAUGCGCAGCUGAUUGAAGAUCACACACGCGAUGUGCUGCAGAUAAAAGCCAAGGAGACACAACUAGUCCGGGCGAGAGGGGAAUGCGAUGUUCUGAAGGCAGAGGUAGAAAGUGUUAGGAAAGAAAGCGAGCGUUACAAGCGAGAGGUAUCCAGACUCGGUCGUGAGAGUAUGGGUCGAGAACGAGAAGAUCUGAUUCGUGGCCGAGGUCUGGACGAAACCUCCAAUUUUGGCAGCGAAAGUGGAGCAGGAGGCAUAUAUGAAGACCCUUCCUUGAACAACCGAUUCCCAACAAACGGCAAUAUUCAUUCAUCGCGACCCACCAGCACAGCUCUGCAUCGAACUGGAAGCUCAGCCAGCACACAGAGCGGACGCGCACAGCCGCAAACCAGCGCCGCGAAACCCAGACCCCAGAGUGGAUAUACCCCACACGGCAAUCGCCUCGACUUCAGUCCCAGCGAGGAAAAAGAAAACAAUGGUCUGGGGAUCGACUCGCUCGGAGCGUCGAGGAGGAAAAUGAGUCCACCCAUGCUCUCUAAUGGGGCCAGUGGGAGGACUAGUCCACAGCGUCCUGGGCAUACGCCGGCAUAUUCGAUGAGUAGAGAAGCUAGCGACUCUGGCUUAUCCGCAGGGGCAGGUGCGGGAUCGCGGGAAUCAGGGAGCAGACCGGAGGAGAAUUGGAAGCGGGCGGCUGAAGUGACGAGCCAGUUGAAAGCGAGGAUUGAAGCUAUGAAGGCUCGACAAGGCUUAUCACGGCAUUGA